Molecule: messenger RNA, 994 nt
Organism: Gopherus evgoodei (Goodes thornscrub tortoise)
Lineage: Eukaryota; Metazoa; Chordata; Testudines; Testudinidae
Product: death-associated protein kinase 3-like
Biological process (GO): positive regulation of apoptotic process; intracellular signal transduction
Cellular component (GO): cytoplasm; nucleus
Molecular function (GO): protein serine/threonine kinase activity
Source: RefSeq, a predicted model, not a curated record
UUUUUCCCCACUCAAAACAUGAUCCUCCUGUCUGGCCUAUUCAGGCUCAGCGACGCAUCCCCUUUCCUUGGAGAAACAAAGCAGGAAAUUCUCACCAACAUCACAGCGGUGAAUUACGAAUCUGAUGAGGAAUUCUUCAGUCACACCAGUGAUCUGGCAAAAGACUUUAUCCGGAAACUCCUAGUGAAAGACACGCGGAAACGGCUCACAAUUCAAGAAGCUCUCACUCGUCCUUGGAUAACGACUUACCAGUUGAUAGAAGAAAGAAAAGUCCAAGAAAACAAGAAGGCUGAGAACAGUCAGCUGAAGACAAAAGGUCUGAAAGAGUACACCAUCAAGUGUCAUUCAAGUAUGCCACCAAAUAACACCUACGUCAACUUUGAGCGCUAGCGGGUGGUAGAAGACAUUUCUCUGAUGGAACAUGGUUUCAGCACUCUGACUAUGUCCCACGACUCCCUGCAGGAGGAUAUGGAUGUUCUCAUUUCCAUAUAUAAUGAAAAAGAAGCUUGGUACAAAGAAGAAAAUGAAAAUGUGAGACACAAGCUUUCACAGCUGAAGUAUGAGCACCAUAAAAUUGAAUCCCUGAAGAAACAUCUGCAGGAUGACAUCAAGACUGUAGGUUCUAGCCUUGCAAGUGUCAUUGGGAAAUACAUUGAUGUAAAGUCUCAGUAUGAAUCUCUGAGUCAGGAACUUUCUGAGGAACUCAGGUGGAUCCAGGAUUUAAUGAGUAGUUUUCAGCUGGUGAAUGGAAAUGAUGCAUGUGUGAAUGGAAACUUUGGCUCUGUUUUCAACAAAGAUACUAAUGAAUCACUAAUGGAGCUGUUAAAUAGAUCUUGCUGUGAAGAAUUCCUUGCAGGCUUGAAUCUUGAUGUUGCAGAAUCAAGUCAGUAAUGGUUAAUAGGCAAAAAUCUGCAUUAGAACUCCUAUCUUGCUGUCUGUCUGUCUCAAUGUGCAACAGUAAGAAAUCAUCUCAGUUUGUAACUUCAGAACAAAA